UUACAAUGCAUUCGGAAACUUGAAGUAUUUAGCUGAUUUUAAGAAUAAUAAAAAUGGUACAGUAGCACAAUUCCGAAGAAGAAACUAUGGGCAGUCUUUUCAGUCGAAAUAACAGCAAUAAUAAUAAUAAUCAGUCAUCAUUUAGUACAAAUAAUACAUCGAGCCUUUUUUUGGGUGGAAAAUCUGUCGAUGAUGGAAACAACAGUUCUGGAAAUCCUGCCCUAGCUCUGAGCAAAGCUAUUGGUUCGAUAGGGGGCUUGUUCAUGAAUGCGUGGGGUCAAGGUGGUGGUGGAGGACGUAAAGUUUCCCCCAUUGAGGAACAAGACUCUCAUAUUCUCAUGGUUUCUGGCGACGGCAAUGAAAACACUCGUCAUCUUCGUGCCACAAAUGAAAAGAAUUUAAACAGUUUCCGUUCCAGUGAUGAUGGUCAGCGUAAUUCUGUGACCUGUGUUGAAAUUCAAUAGCAGAUUAUCAGUUCUUCGCCUUUGUGUACCUGUGCAAAACAUUUUUUCUCUGUUUAAAAUAUUCGUACAACUUGUUACAAUUUAUAUCGAUUAGUGAUCAAAUAUGAAUACCCUGGGUCAACUGGAAAUCCAGAAGCCAGCUCCGAUGUGGAAAGGAAGUGCCGUUGUGAACGGAGAGUUUAAGGAAAUCUCUCUCGAAGAUUACAAGGGCCAAUACCUCGUUUUCUUUUUUUAUCCUUUGGAUUUUACUUUCGUCUGCCCUACGGAAAUUAUCGCGUUCUCCGACAGGGUCGCAGAGUUCAGGGCAGUGGGAUGCGAGGUCGUGGGAUGCUCGACAGACUCGCAUUUUUCGCACUUUGCGUGGGUGAGUCAAAGCCGAAAGCAGGGCGGGCUAGGGCCCAUGAACAUUCCUCUUCUUGCCGACAAGACGAUGGAGAUCUCCAAAGCAUAUGGCGUCCUUAAGGAAGAUUCCGGAAUUGCCUUUCGAGGUCUUUUCAUCAUCGACGCGAAACAAAAUUUGCGCCAGAUCACCAUCAAUGAUCUCCCGGUGGGGCGCUCGGUUGACGAGACUCUUCGUCUCGUCCAGGCAUUCCAGUUCACGGAUAAGUAUGGAGAAGUGUGCCCUGCAGGAUGGAAGCCAGGACAGAAGACUAUCAAACCAACGGUUGGGGACAGCAAAGAGUAUUUUGAGGGGCAUUAAAAAAUUGCUAUUGUCAAAAUAUUACAUUCCGUUUAUAUUCAUAUCAUCUUCGGAUGUGAAAUUUAUGAGUUGAAUAAAUUAGAGCUGAUUGAAAAGUUAAAACAAA
Folsomia candida is the source of this 1270-nucleotide messenger RNA. RefSeq names its product peroxiredoxin 1. NCBI's taxonomy places the organism in Eukaryota, Metazoa, Arthropoda, Collembola, Entomobryomorpha, Isotomidae. The record is from RefSeq and is a predicted model, not a curated record. Gene Ontology annotation, cellular component: cytosol. Gene Ontology annotation, biological process: removal of superoxide radicals; cellular response to stress; response to oxidative stress. Gene Ontology annotation, molecular function: thioredoxin peroxidase activity. The coding region runs from base 568 to 1164 and encodes 198 amino acids. The transcript has 5 exons.